Molecule: messenger RNA, 1022 nt
Organism: Jaminaea rosea
Lineage: Eukaryota; Fungi; Basidiomycota; Exobasidiomycetes; Microstromatales
Product: DUF298-domain-containing protein
Exons: 4
Coding region: 1-933 (310 amino acids)
Biological process (GO): protein neddylation; positive regulation of ubiquitin-protein transferase activity
Cellular component (GO): ubiquitin ligase complex
Molecular function (GO): cullin family protein binding; ubiquitin-like protein binding; ubiquitin conjugating enzyme binding
Source: RefSeq, a predicted model, not a curated record
AUGCCCGCCCGCCCGCACGCACGCACGCACGCACAGUCCAGCAAAGCUACCCGCGAGUCUGCGGUAAAGCAAUUUCGCUCCAUCACAAAUGCCACGCAGGCGGACGCCACUCGUCUGAUGAAGCAGGCAAACUACCAUGUGCAGCAGGCAGUCGACCUCUUCUUCAAGGACGGUGCAGCGCAGAAAGGGGCGGGAGGAGCGAGUGGGAGUGGAGCAUCGAGUGCGGCCGUCCGCAAGGAGAGUGAGAAGAAACUCGGCGAGAUAUUCGACCGCCACAGCGACGAAGACGAUGCUGCUCACGACAUUACCAUAGAAGGUACAAUGUCCUACUGCGAGGAGCUCUCCAUCUCCCUGGAGGACGUCGUCCUUCUUCCUCUUUCCUUCUACCUCCAAUCGCCCACCAUGGGCCGCUUCACACGAGACAAAUUCAUUGCAGGAUGGAGAACCCUGGCGGAUGGGACCAAGGCGUGCGAUACGAUUAGUGGACAGCAGAAGGCGUUGAAGGGGUUGAAGGAGGAGCUGCUGAGAGAUGGAGAGGUCAAGGGCGAAUUGGGGGCGAAUGGCAGUGCGGGAUUAUUCAAGAGGACGUAUGACUACACGUACGCUUUUGCUAAGCCCGAGGGGCAAAAGAGCUUGCCCCUCGAAACGGCCCUGGCCUGCUGGGAUCUUCUCAUCCCCUCAUGCCCCUCCUUUACAACGCAGGGCGGCAACUUCACACAGCGUCAUCUCGACCUCUGGAAGUCAUACCUCAACGCCACGACGAACGGGCGGGCGGUCAGUAAGGAUACGUGGAGCUUGUUCCUCGAGUUCGUCAAGGAGGGCGAGAAGUUGUUCGAAGGACACGACUUCGAUGGAGCUUGGCCGAGUAUCAUCGAUGGGUUUGUUACGUGGGCGAGGGAGGGGAAGGGAGAGGAGGGGAUGGAUGAGUCGUAGCUGCGGGUGAGGGAGAGAGAUGGCGGAGAGAUAGAGCGAUGCCAGUCAAUUGAUACACGCCAUCAGCCGGUCACACGCACGCGAUGGAC